UCAGCAACUAUUGAGCAACUAAAAGAGAGUGUUUCAAAGCUUAAACUCCCUAAAGAGCACACUCCUAGAAUCUAAUCCAUACAAAAUGGCAGACAAAAUAAAAAAUUUCUUUAAAAAGAAGAAGAUUGAUGCUAAAUUCAAGCUCGCAGGCCCUGGCCAUAAGCUCAGUGAAUCUACAAUUAGUAAUCAAUCAUCAAAUCAUUCAAGAAAGGAUGUUCAAGCUGUGACAAGGUCAGGAUUGUCUGAGGAAAGUAAGGUAGCUGCAGAAGCUGCAUUGGCGAGACUGCAACAGACAAGAGAUAAUCCUACAUUCAAUACUUCUUUGGCUGCAAUAAAGGCUCAAGUGAAGAAAGAAUUGGAAAAUGAAACUGCAUGCAACUCCAAAUCAGUCGCAGAGCCAAGGGAGCCGAGUUAUAAAGUGGAGACAGAAAGUGAAGUGCCUAAAAAUUUUGCUGCAUCUGGAGUGUACUUCAAGUGCCCUCUUAUUAGCAAUGAUAUUCUACCUCGCGACAAAUGGAAGAAGAACAUUAAAACAUUCCUGUAUGAACAAUUGGAGGACGAGAGGGGUCUGACUGCCUGCCUCAUUAUACAAUCCUGCAAUAAUAAUAGGGAAAAGGUUGAUACAUGCGUAGAAACUCUGUGCAAGUAUUUAGAGAAUAUAGUCACUUAUCCGGAAGAGGAAAAGUAUCAGAGGAUUCGAAUGAGUAACAGAGCUUUCUGUGAAAGAGUACAACCUAUAGAAGGGGCGAUGGAUCUGUUAAUAGCCGCUGGAUUCUCUCAACAAAAAGUGACAAAUGCAGAUGGUGUCGAGGAAGACUUUCUGGUGUUCAAUAAAGAAAAUGUGCCUUCAGUGGAAAGUUUGACGACUCUAAUCGAUGCAUUGAGAACAGCGGAUCCGAUUCAGCUAGAGUUAGAUAGGAACCUGCAAGUUUUGCUGCCUUCGCAAGCCGCUAAUAAAGUACAACUACCGCCAUCCUUCUACGCCCUCUCGCCUGAAGAAUUGAAGAGAGAACAACAACUUAGGGCUGAAGUAAUCGAGAAGAGUCAAAUGCUGCGUACAAAGGCGAUGCGAGAGAAGGAUGAGAUAAGAGAGAUGCGCAAAUACAAAUUUGCGAUCAUCAGGAUCCGAUUCCCGGACGGAAUACUAUUGCAGGGCACAUUUUCAAUCUACGAACGAUACCAAGACAUCCACGAAUUCGUUCAAGAGAACCUCGAACACAGUGGGUUACCUUUUGUCCUUAACACGCCCACCGGCCAUAAGCUAAUAGAAGAGGAGGACGCGAACAAGACCCUUAUUGACCUACGCUUAGUACCAGCGACAGUGCUCACAUUCGCUUGGCACAAUUCCAUUAUCGAAGACAUAAACAAAAGCCCAAAUAGAGAUGUGUAUUUGAAACCUGAAGUUAUGGUUUUAGUGCAAGAGAUCUAAUGUUUAUUUUAGUUUUUGUUUGUUUAAGAGAAAUAGAUGUUAUGCUUUUACUAAA
Messenger RNA from Pararge aegeria (speckled wood butterfly), 1484 nucleotides. It is a transcript of the gene Gint3, whose product is annotated as UBX domain-containing protein 6. The transcript is spliced from 8 exons. NCBI's taxonomy places the organism in Eukaryota, Metazoa, Arthropoda, Insecta, Lepidoptera, Nymphalidae. Gene Ontology annotation, cellular component: cytoplasm. Gene Ontology annotation, molecular function: protein binding. The record is from RefSeq and is a predicted model, not a curated record. Bases 86 to 1429 code for a protein of 447 amino acids.